Molecule: messenger RNA, 918 nt
Organism: Ipomoea triloba (trilobed morning glory)
Lineage: Eukaryota; Viridiplantae; Streptophyta; Magnoliopsida; Solanales; Convolvulaceae
Product: reticulon-like protein B16
Exons: 6
Coding region: 148-834 (228 amino acids)
Source: RefSeq, a predicted model, not a curated record
UAGAGGUGUUAUAACGACGUCGUUCAUCCGUCAAAAUGAUAAUGCCUUUGAGGCAUUAAUACUUUCCAUAAAUUUGACGAAAAAAAAGCUUAAUGAUUGCCGGAAUGGUGGACGGGCUUGGGUUUAAAUCGAUUGUCGUGUAAUUUGAUGGAGAAUUGUGAAGAUCUCUGUAACAUCGGGGGAGAUGGAGAUGGAGAUGGCAGAGCGAAUUACGGCAGUGCUUGCAGUCUUUCGUCGACGUCUUCAGCCUUGAUCGUCCGGCAAUCCAACUUACAGGGGCUCGGCCGCGGUGAUAAUGCUGCCGAAGUAAUUUUGUGGAGGCAAAGGUGUGCUUUAUUUGGCCUGGUUGUUGUUGCUACUGCUGCAUGGAUGUUGUUCGAACGCUCGGGAUUACCUUUCAUAUCAGCGUGUUGUGAUGUCCUGCUGAUUUUAGUUGUCAUGCUCUUUCUCCGUGCAAACUAUGCUGCCUACAGAAAGAAACGACUCCCAACAUUGCCAGAAUUGGUCUUGACAGAAGAAAUGGUCAACAAUGCAGCUGCCUCAUUUCGUGCUAAAAUCAAUUAUGUGUUACUUAUGGCUCAUGAUAUCACCCUUGGGAGAGAUUUCAAACUCUUUUUCAAGGCAGUGAUUUUUCUCUGGAUUCUGUCUGUCAUAGGCAGUGUGGUAUCUUUCUUCACAAUUGCGUAUGUAGGAACCAUUAUAUUCAUCAUAGUCCCUGCUUUGUAUAAUAGAUUUGAAGGUCAUUUAGAUGGACACUUUUCUAGGCAAUAUAAAGUAGUGGAUGAGAGCAUUAGAAGAUUACCUCGGAAUUUAACCAAGGACAAAGAUCUUUAAAUGUUGUAGUACAAAUGACAUGAGUUUCAUUUUGUACUUGGAGUUAACAAAUGACAUGCAUUCAUUUUUUAUACUUUUGAGAUA